This is a messenger RNA of Quercus lobata, 1073 nucleotides long. RefSeq names its product photosystem II BY (gene PSBY). The coding region runs from base 227 to 835 and encodes 202 amino acids. Gene Ontology annotation, molecular function: manganese ion binding. The transcript has a single exon. Lineage: Eukaryota; Viridiplantae; Streptophyta; Magnoliopsida; Fagales; Fagaceae. Gene Ontology annotation, biological process: cell redox homeostasis; photosynthesis. Gene Ontology annotation, cellular component: photosystem II; membrane; chloroplast thylakoid. The record is from RefSeq and is a predicted model, not a curated record.
CCCAAUCAGACUCUUUGGAUAAGGAAAGAAUCUAGAAAGCACAACUCUAUUGGUCCUCACAUCCUAACUUGGCUUUCCCAUCUAUAUUCCAAUUUCAUCUUACAUCAAAUUACAGAAACCCACCACUUUUCUUCUGAUCUUUGAGCUUCUCACAACCUUCACUCUUCCCAUCUAUCCACUGCCUAAAGUUAGGAAAACUAAGACCAACAAAAGCAAAUCAACACCAAUGGCAGCAACCAUAACCACAAUGGCCAUGCUCAAUGCCAAGUGCUUGAGCACCAGCUCCACAAAAAUGCUCAACCCCAUCAAGCCAACCACCAAGCCUAUCUCCCUUCUCUCCAUUCACAACCUCCCAAAGGGCCUUACCUCCUCAAAACCUGUUGAAAAUCUUAACCUGUCAACUUCUCUAACUGGUACUGCCAUUGCUGGAGCCAUCUUUUCAACCUUGAGCUCUUGUGAUGCAGCCUUAGCUGCCCAACAAAUUGCUGAGAUAGCUGAAGGUGACAACCGUGGCAUAGCACUGUUGCUUCCCAUUAUUCCAGCCAUAGCUUGGGUCCUCUUCAACAUUCUCCAACCAGCUCUUAACCAAAUAAACCGUAUGCGUAGCAUCAAGGGAGUGAUCAUUGGGCUUGGGCUCGGAGGUUUGGCUGCAUCAGGGUUCAUGUCAGCACCCCAUGCAUCAGCUAGUGAAUUUGCUACCAUCGCUGCUGAUGCCUCCUCUAGUGAUAACAGGGGACAGCUUCUUCUGAUUGUUGUUGCUCCAGCUAUUGGUUGGGUCCUCUACAAUAUUCUGCAACCAGCCUUGAACCAGAUCAACAGGAUGAGGUCUGAGUGAGUUUUUAUAAUAAGGAUUUUGUGGGAGUAAAUGGCACAAAAGUAACUUGUAAUUGUUCCUUAUAUGUUGUCAAUGAACUUUUUUUCCUUAUUAUUCGGAUGGUUUGAAAGUGCUGAGAUGAUAUUUCUGUCAUAACCCUAAUGGGUUUUGAUUUUUCGCUUGUGUUAGUAGAUCUACUGUAUAUGUAGCUCAUAAGCCUAAAGCAAUUAAAAACUACUACAUAUUAUUUUCUGUAUAA